CCCUGCGUUCUGUCGGAGGGUCUUGUGAAUGGAGGGGGCGCCUUGAAACCGGUGGAAUCUGCACGGAGUGAGGAGAGCGAGCCUCUGGACUUCCAACCGCUCAGCAUGUGAACCGACGCUCUGUGUGAAGUCAAGUCGAAAAACGAUGGAAAUAUAGGACUUUUUAAGUUUUAAACGUUUCUUAUUUUGCGCCAAACUAACAACGCUCAAGUGUUAGACGUCCUGGAGUAACUUGGGUUUGCAUUGCUUUAAGAAAAUGGGACUUUAAGUGUUAUUUUCACCGGGUCGGGAGUGAGAGUGGGCUGCUUGGAGUCACUUACAAAGACCAUCAAGAAGUCAUGACACGACGAACGUUUCAUUUGGAUUUAUCUUCAUAAAACACGAGGAAAAGACGACUGGGACAAUUUCGACUCGAAAUACUCGGACUACAAGAUAAGUGCUGCGACAAUUAAUGUAGCUUUUCUUUGCUUUUUAACCGUUUUCAAGUCGCCCUACUUGGAUCAAAGUUUUUCCUUCCCUCCCCCCUCCUCCUCAACUAUGGCGGCGGCCAGGUCCACCACUGGCUCCGUGUUGCUGCGGAUCAUGUGGCUUGUGUGCGGGCUCUCUUUCUCAUUUACUUCUGCUCAACAUUACAACAGUGAGAGUGGAAUAUCUGUACCAGAACACGGGUUCUGCCAGCCCAUCUCCAUCCCGCUCUGCACAGACAUCGCCUACAACCAGACCAUUAUGCCGAACCUCCUGGGCCACACGAACCAGGAGGACGCCGGACUGGAGGUGCACCAGUUCUACCCCCUGGUUAAGGUCCAGUGCUCUGCGGAACUUAAGUUCUUCCUCUGCUCCAUGUAUGCACCAGUCUGCACAGUGCUGGAGCAGGCCAUCCCCCCAUGUCGGUCCCUGUGUGAGCGUGCACGACAAGGAUGUGAAGCCCUCAUGAAUAAAUUCGGCUUCCAGUGGCCGGAGCGCCUCCGCUGCGAGGCUUUCCCCGUCCACGGAGCAGGCGAGAUCUGCGUGGGCCAGAAUACAUCCGAACCCAGCAGCCCGGCCUCCUCGUCUUCCCCCAAUGCACCCAAUUAUGUGACCCCUCCCCCAAAUGUUGCCCGACCCAACCAACGCCCGCCGCAUCACAACCAGUACCACCAGUUCUCCUGCCCUCUGCAGCUGGAGGUGCCAACUUACCUGGGCUACCGCUUCAUGGGGGUCAAUGACUGCGGAGCCCCAUGUGAGCCCACUAAACCCACCGGCAUCAUGUAUUUCCGAGAGGAUGAGGUGAAAUUCGGCCGGCUGUGGGUUGGGAUCUGGUCCAUCCUGUGCUGUGUGAGCACCUUAUUCACAGUGCUCACCUAUCUAGUGGACAUGAGGCGGUUCAGGUACCCCGAGAGGCCCAUCAUCUUCUUAUCUGGGUGUUACUUCAUGGUGGCUGUAGCUUAUGCUGCUGGAUUUUUCCUGGAGGACAAAGUUGUUUGUGCUCAGUUAAAGGAGGAAGGCUACAGGACAGUGGUUCAGGGGACUAAAAAGGAGGGGUGCACCAUCCUCUUCAUGGUGUUGUACUUUUUUGGUAUGGCCAGCUCCAUCUGGUGGGUGAUUUUGUCCCUGACGUGGUUCCUCUCCGCCGGGAUGAAAUGGGGCCAUGAGGCAAUCGAAGCCAACUCCCAGUACUUCCACCUGGCCGCAUGGGCUGUCCCGGCCAUCAAAACCAUCACCAUCCUCGCCAUGGGCCAGGUGGAUGGCGACGUCCUGACCGGGGUGUGUUUCGUGGGCAUCUUCAACGUGGACGCCCUCCGCGGCUUCGUCCUGGCUCCGCUGUUUGUCUACCUGUUCAUCGGCACGUCCUUCCUCCUGGCCGGCUUUGUGUCCCUCUUUCGGAUCCGCACCAUCAUGAAGCACGACGGCACCAAGACGGAGAAGCUGGAGAAGCUGAUGGUGCGGAUCGGUGUGUUCAGUGUGCUUUACACGGUACCGGCCACCAUAGUGAUCGCCUGUUACUUCUACGAGCAGGCCUUCAGGGAGCACUGGCAGCUGACCUGGCACAUGCAGACCUGUAAGCGCUUCGCAGUGCCCUGCCCGGUCCACAACUUCGCCCCCAUGACCCCCGACUUCACCGUGUUUAUGAUCAAGUACCUGAUGACCAUGAUAGUCGGGAUCACCUCGGGUUUCUGGGUCUGGUCCGGGAAGACUCUUCAAUCAUGGCGGCGGUUCUACAAGCGCCUUAGCAACGGUAACCAUGGAGAGACAACGGUGUAAAGUUUCAAGGAAGAGAAGUUACAAAGCCACGGAGUUUUGGAUAUUACAACCAUGUACAUGAGGUCAAAUAGCUUUCAUUUUUAAUACUAUUUUUGGACAUAUUUUUUGAUGUGUUUUCUGGUUGUGACAGCAGUUCAGGCUUUUGGAUACACAACCAAACUGAUCUAUAUUCAAUAGAAGUCGGAUGAAUUUUUUGAUAUAUUUCAGUUUUUUUGUCAUCAUCAGACAGCUCACACUACUGGCCUUUUGCAUCUUUGGAUUAUUAACUGGUGAAAAUUGCCAUACUGGUCCCUGGACUGCUAUGCCAGAUUGCUGAGGUUACCUUUUAAUAUAAAAACUUCCUACAUAUUAUUGUUUAUAUCCCUAAUAUCUCAAAUUGAAUGUACUUCCCGUCUACCCUGAUGAGAGCUUGUCAGUGGAAAACACCAUAACAGAAAAGACUGUUGGGUCAAGCAGUGUGGCCUUCUGUCCACGCUGCAACAAAGGGGUCAGAGGUUUGAUUCCUUCAGCCGCCACACCCUCUGACUGUGAAUUCAUACAUUAGAGAUGCCUGCAUUAUACAUGUAAAUUUUAAGUUACUCUGCUUUUAGCUAAAGACUGAAAUGCUUUCUUAUGUGUGUUAGAUAUUGCAGAGUACAAUCUCGCCUGUUUUCAUCAAAAAGAAAGUCCAUAAACAUGUGACUCCAUGCCAUUAUGUGCCAAGUGGCUGCCCAGAAAUCAAAACUUUAAUUUUUAAACUUUAUUUUUCACUUUUACUGUUGAGUAUUUGCUCCUGUAAUUGAAUGUUCACUCCGAAGGUGAUUGAAGUUAUGUAUUGGUUUGCACAGCUAGUGUAAAGGUUAAUAGUGUUAAAAAUGACUGAGUCACCACAGGAUGACCUGGAUCUAACAGUUAAGGAGACCACACACACACACACACACACACAUACACACAUGUGCCUCCUCUCUGCAGUGAAGACACAACAGCUCAUUGUUUGUCUCCGUGUGUGGUCUCUCAACUGUAGGACCCCCCCCCCCCCCAAUCAAAAAGACUUCUAAGCUUUUAAGACAUCCAAAGCACCAUUUCAAGGAUCCAGAUUUAAUCCAUACCGGGUGGAAAUGGUUGCUCAGGAUUUUUGAUGUUAUUUUAUCCUGGAUAAUGAUGACUGUACACAUUCACGCAUGUACUCUUCACAGUGUAACUGAACCUGCCUUAAAUGUUACGUGGUUUCACUAGAGGACGAACAUUUUUGACUUUUUAAUCAUUCAUUAUUUUAGUCUCUGGGAUACCUUGUGGGACCCUUCAAAACACAGUAAAAACUGCAUUUAUUUUCUCUGUGUGUAGAAACAGGACUUAUGUUUAAUGUUCUAAAUUAUGGCAAUAUCAGGAAGGUCAAAAGUCAACCUUAGAUUAUUUUUUUUUGGGUAGAGAGCAAUGGAGAAACACUGCAGUGUUUAGCAAAGGUGGAGUGUUUUAUCUGGGACCAAAUCACUGGAGACAUUACAGCAAUUUAUUUUUUAACUGUCAACUAAAUGUGCCUAUCAUUAAAAUAUAACAAUACAGGGAGCAUUUCAGUAUUGAGGCCGUUCAUUUAUUUUCAGAAACUGAAGUCGUUUUUGAAAUUUUAGUGACAACUUAACACUCAAAUUCAAGUGAGAAAACACUAAAAUCAGAGCAAAAAUGGCCAACUUAAACAUUAGUGAAUACAUUAUUGAUAACAAUAGCAUCAACGUAAAAUGGCAACCAGUGAUUUAGUCCCACUAGUAAUCCUGUGCUGCAUGCAGAACGCUGUCUUGAACUAAAGCAACAAACCACAGUUUAUUUCUCUUGACUAUAUAAUACAAUCAGUAGGAGAUCUUGCGGGGAAAUCUGAGCAGGAAAGCGUGUUGUUAUCCCGACUGAGUCAGCUGCAAGGCAUCAUAUGUUCGACAGAAGAUUUUGUUUCCUGUCACAGAGCACAUUUUCCCUCCAUACAUCACAUGUAAAUGAAAAUGGUAACACCCUGCAGAAAUGCAGGUAAACUCACAUUAUGGCCUUAUAGACCUGGUAUUCUACUUUUUUUAAAUCUCUUAAGAUGUGUCCUGGAUCCACACAUACUUAUUGUAGAAAAUACACGCUAAGCGCACCAAUCUUCAUAGUAUACUGUUAAAGCAGUUUAUUUACGAGAAGUGUCACAUUUCCUGUGUAAAUGUACCACAUACCUCAAACCCUUGUUGAAAUGAGUACGUUGGAUUGAAUUAGGAAACAGGUCAACACUCCACAAAACAUCUUGUGUCCAUGUUUAAACCUAACAAGGCAAAAGUAUUCUGUGUAAUUGCCUUCAGGCAGCUGAGAUCUGCCAGCGUCAAUGACACCAGACUGAUUUGUUUGUCUUGUACGAAGGUUUCAGAAGGAUUAUGAGUGUGGGUUUUUUUUUUGUUACUGGGGCAUAAGCAACCUACCAAGUACACACAUACUCUGUUUUGUAAAGGCAUUAUGUAUUUAUGGGGAUACUCAUUUUGUCUUUUUUACUUGUUUUUUUUUCUAAUGAGAUAAGCCUGUUGUAUGUGUACAGUUUGAAUAAAAUCGCUAAGAUUUGUAAUGCA
Epinephelus lanceolatus (giant grouper) is the source of this 4805-nucleotide messenger RNA. RefSeq names its product frizzled-7-A-like. Gene Ontology annotation, cellular component: plasma membrane. Gene Ontology annotation, biological process: non-canonical Wnt signaling pathway; canonical Wnt signaling pathway. The record is from RefSeq and is a predicted model, not a curated record. Lineage: Eukaryota; Metazoa; Chordata; Actinopteri; Perciformes; Serranidae. Gene Ontology annotation, molecular function: Wnt receptor activity; Wnt-protein binding.